Messenger RNA from Corvus hawaiiensis (hawaiian crow), 531 nucleotides. RefSeq names its product hemoglobin subunit alpha-D. The transcript is spliced from 3 exons. Gene Ontology annotation, molecular function: oxygen binding; heme binding; organic acid binding. Lineage: Eukaryota; Metazoa; Chordata; Aves; Passeriformes; Corvidae. The record is from RefSeq and is a predicted model, not a curated record. Bases 55 to 480 code for a protein of 141 amino acids. Gene Ontology annotation, cellular component: haptoglobin-hemoglobin complex; hemoglobin complex; blood microparticle. Gene Ontology annotation, biological process: hydrogen peroxide catabolic process; oxygen transport.
CGUCCCUGUAGGUGCUGCUGCUACCAACCCCUGCCCACUCUUCCAGCCGCCACCAUGCUGACUGCCGAGGACAAGAAGCUGAUCCAGCAGGUCUGGGGAAAGGUCGGCGGCGCCGAGGAGGAGAUCGGAGCCGAGACCCUGUGGAGGAUGUUCCAUUCCUAUCCCCCAACCAAGACCUACUUCCCCCACUUCGACCUGUCACAAGGCUCUGAUCAGAUCCGUGGCCAUGGCAAGAAAGUGGUGGCUGCCCUGGGCACUGCCAUCAAGAACCUGGACAACCUCAGCCAGGCUCUGUCUGAGCUCAGCAAUCUGCACGCCUACAACCUGCGUGUGGACCCCGUCAACUUCAAGUUCCUGGCUCAGUGCUUGCAGGUGGUGCUGGCCGUGCGCCUGGGUAAGGAGUACACCCCCGAGGUGCACUCUGCCGUCGACAAGUUCAUGUCGGCCGUGGCCGCCGUGCUGGCUGAGAAGUACAGAUGAGCUGUCAGCCGUGCUCGUGUACCAUCAAUAAAAAAAGACUCCUUUGCUGCA